Patella vulgata (common limpet) is the source of this 2314-nucleotide messenger RNA. RefSeq names its product long-chain fatty acid transport protein 2. The record is from RefSeq and is a predicted model, not a curated record. Lineage: Eukaryota; Metazoa; Mollusca; Gastropoda; Patellidae. Gene Ontology annotation, molecular function: long-chain fatty acid transmembrane transporter activity; long-chain fatty acid-CoA ligase activity. The transcript has 11 exons. The coding region runs from base 324 to 2183 and encodes 619 amino acids.
ACUCGCUUUACCAACCAAGGGGGUGACACGAAUUGGUCAAUACGUUAAUUGCGGAAGGAUGUUCAUAUAAUUGAUGAAGUAGAUAGCGCGAUAUCAAAAGUAGAUUUAUUUUAUAUACUACGGAGUUAUUUAUACUACGGUGGCAGCCAGCCGGGAACUUUAGAAGUUAGGAAUAGUCAGUCUUUUGUUGAGUUUUCAAAAGGUUUACUAAAAGUUCUACAGCCACUUAUAUAAUACAUGUAACAGGCAGCUUGAAAUUUGGACACUACCUUUUUUGGAUUUAUAAAAGGGUGAUUAAAUCUUUGUUGACGUCUAUUAGCGCCAUGUUGGAGACCAUAGCUUUAUUCGUGAUCGUUACAUUAUCAGUUAUCAUGUCCUUGAAGUAUUUUUAUCCCUGGUUGAAGUAUGAUUGGGUGCAUAUACAGCAAAUGUUGAAAGCAAAACGCAGAUAUGAUGAAAAAUUUUUACGAAAAGAAUUUAUUAUUGAUACCUUUGAAGCUGCAGUGGCAACCCAUCCAGACAAAGCGUUUAUAAUUUACAAUGAUGUGAAAUAUUCGUAUUAUGAGGUGGAUCAGAUAGCUAAUCAGGUAGCUAGAGCUGCUGUUGAAAUGGGUGCAACUAAAGCAGAUACAGUUGCUAUCAUGUUAUACAACGAACCGGCUUUUAUUUGGUUAUUUCUAGGACUACAGAAGAUAGGAGUGACUGUUGCUUACAUCAAUGUAUUUUUACGAUCCAAAUCCUUGGCGCAUUGUAUCCAGACUUCUGACGCUAGGUUCCUGAUAAUCGGAGAAGAUCAAGAUCUUGAUGCCGCUAUAGAAGAUAUAACCGAGAUAAUAGGAGACGUCAAAGUAUAUUCAAUGUCCGCUUACCAAUCGGACCACAGAAACAGUUUUAAGGUUACGAUGGACGAAAUGGAUACCGAGUCAAUGCCUAAAGAUAUAAGAAAUGGCGUCAAUAUGUCUGACACCUGUCAAUUGAUAUUUACAUCUGGAACGACAGGAUUACCAAAAGCAGCAAAUGUAUCCCAUAACAAAGCUUUACGAGGAAGUGUGGUGUGCGCAACAUUCAACUUGUCACCAACUGAUGUUUUCUAUGAAACCCUUCCUCUAUAUCAUUCUGCUGCUGGUGAACUGGGUUUGUUUAACAUCAUAGAUAAUGGUGCCACGCUAGUAUUAAGAAGAAAAUUCUCAGCGAGUUGUUUUCUAGAGGAUUGUAUCAAAUAUAACGUAACAGUCAUACACUAUAUUGGUGAACUGUGUAGAUAUCUAAUAGCACAACCAGAGUCUUCCUUAGACAAGGAACAUAAAAUUCGAGUGGCGUUUGGCAAUGGUCUUCGAAAAGACGUAUGGAAAUGUUUUCAGGAGAGAUUUAAUAUACCUCAUAUAGCUGAGUUCUAUGGAGCAACAGAAGCACCCAUUGGAUAUAUAAAUAUAUGCAAUAAACUUGGCAGUGUUGGUAGAACAUCCCCUUUAUUGAAAAAGAUAUUUAAGGCCGAGUUUUUAAGAUACGAUCAUGAAACAAGAGAAGCGUUAAGAGACAAAAAUAACCGAUGUAUAGUUGCUAAACCAGGUGAAGUUGGUUUACUUGUUGUACCUCUCGUCCCGCCUAAUGUAUUUGAAGGUUAUAGGGGAGACGACACUGCAAAUAAAAAGAAGAUAUUAAAGGAUGUAUUCAUAGAAGGGGAUACAUAUUUUGAUUCAGGAGAUCUGUUCCGUAUUGAUACAGACUACUUCCUGUAUUUCCGUGACAGGCUAGGAGAUACUUACAGAUGGAAGGGAGAGAAUGUUUCAACAUCAGAAGUAUCAGAUGUAUUAAAUGAUUUAGAUUUUAUACAGGAUGCCAAUGUCUAUGGUGUAGAAAUACCAGGAUGUGAAGGCAGAGCUGGUAUGGCAGCCUUAUCUUUAAAGGAAGGAAAUUCCCUGACACCAGAACAAAUUAAGACUGUUAGCAGACAAUGCAGUCAAGAAUUAACCACUUAUGCCCGGCCACGUUUCCUACGAGUUCAAGCACAAAUGAGCUUGACUAGCACCUUUAAACAAAGAAAGGUGGAACUAAUUGAUGACGGUUUUGAUUUGAGAAAAACUAAUGAAAGCAUCUACUAUUACAACCCAUCCGAGGAGAAAUAUGAUGUCCUGGAUAAUAAUGUAUUCACCGAUAUCACAACCGGAAAGAUUAGAGUUUAGUUGGAAAAUUCAUGCCAAAAAAAAAACCAAAAAAAAACCAAAAAAAAAAAAACCCAACAAAAAUCAGAAUAAUGUAGCCUACAUAAUUAUAUAUUAUUGUGUAAAAUAUCAAGAGAUUAAUUAAAAAGAAU